Molecule: messenger RNA, 1915 nt
Organism: Prunus avium (sweet cherry)
Lineage: Eukaryota; Viridiplantae; Streptophyta; Magnoliopsida; Rosales; Rosaceae
Product: GDSL esterase/lipase At2g30310-like
Molecular function (GO): hydrolase activity, acting on ester bonds
Source: RefSeq, a predicted model, not a curated record
AACAAAUUACUGACAAAUUAAUCAACCUGCGCCACACUGUAAGUCUAAUAUAUAUCCUUCCUUUCCCCUAAUGUUUCAAGAAACAUACGUAUAUAACUUGGCAUCCAUGUCACGUUUCUAUCUUCAUCUUCAUCUUUUUUGGCCAAUUUAUUUCUUUAUGGUUCCACGGUUCUCAAUACAACACUUUGAUUUGAUGGCCUUUUAACUCUAUAAAUCCAAAAGGUGCUGCUAAAACAAGUGAAAAAAAUGGCACCCACAACACUCUUUCUCAUGCAAAUUUGGUUUUGGAUCACAUGCAAUGCCAAUGCCACAAGGCCUUCACCAAAAUUCCCAGCCAUUCUAGUCUUUGGUGAUUCAACAGUGGACACUGGCAACAACAAUUACCUCAAAACAGUGGCCAAGGCUAACCAUUUCCCCUAUGGCAAAGACUUUCCUGGUAAAGUUCCAACAGGCAGGUUUUCUAAUGGAAAACUUGUCCCUGACUUCAUUGCCUCCCUCUUAAAGAUCAAAGAAGCCGUUCCUCCAUUUCUUGAUCCAAGCCUUUCAAACAACGACCUUGUCACCGGUGUGAGCUUUGCGUCAGGGGGAUCUGGAUACGAUGAUACAACCGCUGCCGUUGUCGGGAUCAUACCAUUUUCAAAGCAGAUUGAGUUGUUCAAGAAAUACAUUGUGAGAGUUGAGGGAAUUUUGGGGGAAAAGGAGGCUGACAAGUUAAUUAAAGGUGCACUUGUUAUAAUAAGUGCAGGUACCAAUGACUUUGGUUUUAAUAUCUAUGACAUACCCACAAGAAGAUUAGAGUUCAACAUUACUGGGUACCAAGAUUUUCUGCAGAAAAAGCUGCAAAUGUUCAUUAAGGAACUGUAUGAGCUUGGAUGCAGAAAAAUAGUAAUAGCAGGGCUUCCUCCAAUAGGCUGCCUGCCCAUACAAAUAACUGCAAAAUCUGAAAAUCCAAAGAAUAGAAGAUGUGUAGACAAUGAGAAUUCAGAUGCCCAAAUUUACAAUCAAAAGCUUGCAAAACUAUUGCCCAAGAUACAGUCACUCUUUCCAGGGAGCAAAAUUGUCUAUGCAGAUGUCUAUGAGCCAUUAACUGACAUGAUCAACAAUCCACAAAAAUUUGGGUUUGUGGAAACAAAGAGAGGCUGCUGUGGUUCAGGGCUUGUGGAAGCAGGGCCUCUGUGCAAUGCAUUGACACCACCAUGUGCCAAUGACUUGGAGUACUUAUUUUGGGACAGCAUACAUCCCAGUGAAGCUGCCUACCAGUACAUUUCUAAGUACCUGGAGAAGAAAGUCCUUCCAAAGCUUGAUGAUGAUCAUCAAUCACAGCCGUUGAUUAGUCUAUCCAAUCGGACAGAUGAUUGAUACUGGUAAUGAAUUUUUCCGUUCAAGUUUCAUAUACCUUGUGUGAUUUCAUUUCCACAUACAUCUGGCUUGUAAAGUCAUUUACUUGAUUUAUAUGCAACUACCCAGGAAAAAUAGAAAUUGCCAAUAUUAAUGCAGCCCAAUUAAGUCUAUAAAUUUCUGUGUUAUGUUGAUUUCUUGAAGUCUGAUUAUGUAAAUGUGGGUACUCAUAAUGACAUCAAGAAAGGCUGUCAUAAAAGUAUUUCUUCUAACUGGUUCACAUUUCUACGCCAAAAUGGAUCUUCCAUAAACCAUUGUUGGGUUUUGGCAAGUGGGUUGCUGAUGAAAGUUGCAGUCAAGACCUACCACCUCCACCACCACCGCCGCCACAACCCCCAUCACCGUCAGGAACCACCAUUUUUCUUUUGAAUUUGAAGGGUUUUUACAAGUUGCCCAGUCAGUGAACCGAACAGUCUGUGAGCACAAGCAAAACCUGGCAUUGUUAUUUCUUGCACAACUUCUUGAGAUUACAAACCAUGCUCUCUAAAAUAUAGGAAGAUAUCUAGGAGCUCUUAAA